AUGAAAGAUCAUGUCGACUUCUGGGCCAACGGCUUCGGCAUGCGGGUGCGGAUCGCGCUGCGCGAGCUCGGCGUGGCGUUCGACUACGUCGAGGAAGACCUCCGCAUGGGCGAGAGGAGCGACCUGGUGCGGCGCAUGAACCCCGUCCACCGCUCGGUGCCCAUCUUCAUCCACCGCGGCCGUCCGGUCUGCGGCUCCCUCAACAUCCUCGAUUACAUCGACGAGGUGUGGAGUGCACCGGGCGAGACCCGCCGCUUGCUCCCCGGCGACCCUGCCGGCAGGGCCGACGCCAGGUUCUGGGCCGACUUCAUUGACCACAAGGUGUUUGCUACUCAGACAAGGUUCCUGAAGAGCAAGGGUGGGGAGAAACAUGUGGCCAAGGAAGAGUUGGUUGAGCAACUCAAACGCCUGGAGGAGGUGCUCGGGGACAAGGAACAUUUUUCUGGUGACGAAUUCGGGUUCUUGGACAUGGUCCUCAUCCCAUUUUCAAGCAUGUUUCGUGGGUACGAGCAGCAUGGAGGGUUUGACCUCGAGGUUGAGUGCCCCAAGCUCAUGCGAUGGGUGAAGAGGUGCAAGGAGAGGGAGAGCGUAAGAGCGGUUCUUCCGGAUGAGACCAAGAUGUACGAAUUACACAAGGAGUGGUACGGUAUUGAGUAG
Molecule: messenger RNA, 657 nt
Organism: Hordeum vulgare subsp. vulgare (domesticated barley)
Lineage: Eukaryota; Viridiplantae; Streptophyta; Magnoliopsida; Poales; Poaceae
Product: glutathione S-transferase U20-like
Exons: 2
Coding region: 1-657 (218 amino acids)
Biological process (GO): glutathione metabolic process
Cellular component (GO): cytoplasm
Molecular function (GO): glutathione transferase activity
Source: RefSeq, a predicted model, not a curated record